AUGGUGUAUUGCAUUUGCGUAAUUUCACUGUUAUUGGUCUUUUUGGGAUUCCUCACAGCGGAGAAUGACACUACUUGUGAGAUGUUUGGGAGCCCAGAUAUCCCUCUCUUGACCAAGGAUGGAGACAUCACUAUUGGUGGGGCUUUUUCCAUCUAUAGUCAAAUCUCAAUACCCACACUCUCCAAAUAUGAAACACCACAGCCUUUCAGAUGCUCCAGGAUAAAUCUAAGAGAAUUUCGUUUUGUGCAAACAAUGAUAUUUGCCAUUGAAGAAAUUAACAACAGCAGUAUAGUACUGCCUAAUGUCUCAAUUGGGUAUAAGGUAUUUGAUAGUUGUGGUUCAACACUACCUUCAACACAAGCAGUAAUGGGUCUUAUGAAUGGAAAGGACAAGACUUGGGGUGAAAACUGUUCUUCUGUUCAUGUCAUCAUUGGGGCCUCUGAAUCCUCCUCAACAAUAGCAAUGCAACAGAUUUCAGGGGUUUUCCAAAUACCCACGAUCAGCCACUUUGCAACAUGUGCUUGUCUUAGUAACAAAAAGGAGUAUCCCUAUUUCUUCAGAACCAUUCCCAGUGACUACUACCAGAGCAGAGCACUGGCCAAACUGGUAAAGCACUUUGGAUGGACAUGGGUUGGGGCAGUAAGAAGUGAUAACGAUUAUGGUAAUAAUGGGAUGACAACUUUUGUUGAAGCUGCAAGCCAGGACGGGAUUUGUGUUGAAUACUCCGAGACCAUCUCAAGAACUGGUUCCAGAGAACACAUUGAAAAAGCAGUUGGAGUAAUUCGAAGAGGUACAGCGAGUGUUUUAGUUGCAUUCCUGGCUCAAGGUGAAAUGGAGGUUCUGCUCGAGGAACUUCUGAGGCAAAAUGUAACUGGGUUGCAGUGGGUUGGGAGUGAAUCUUGGAUCACAGCAAAUUACUUGGCUAAGAAGAGGUACUCUGGUAUUUUAACUGGUUCACUGGGCUUUGCAAUAAGAAAGGCAACAAUCACAGGCUUGCAAGAAUUUCUCUUGAAGGUGAACCCAAGUCAAGACCCUCAGAGCAACCUGCUGAAGGAGUUCUGGGAAACAACAUUUGACUGCAGUUUCCAGUCCAGUAUACCUGGCACAAAAUUAUGUUCUGGCUCUGAGAGGCUUCAAAAUGCAAAUAAUACUUUUAUAGAUGUGUCACAGCUGAGGAUAUCCAACAAUGUGUAUAAGGCUGUGUAUGCUAUUGCUCAUGCCUUGGAUAACAUUUUAAAAUGUGGAUCAGGUGGUGACUCAAUGUCUCACUCAUGCAUCUUUAAAUACCAUUUAGAACCAAGACAGAUUGCAAAACAACUCCAGAAUGUUAAUUUUACACUUCAGUCAGGGGAGCAAGUGUAUUUUGAUCAAAAUGGGGACCCUGCAGCAACCUAUGAACUUGUGAAUUGGCAAAGAAACCAUGCAGGAGAUAUUGUGUUCAUCACUGUUGGGAAUUAUGAUGCUUCACAACCACAUUGGAACCAGUUUAAUAUAAACAAUGUAAACAUUACAUGGGCCGCAGAACCCUGGGAGAGGCCAAUAUCUGUUUGCAGUGAGAAUUGUCUGCCAGGUUUCAGACAGGCAAUAAUCAAAGGCAAACCUAUCUGCUGCUUCUCCUGCGUGCCCUGUGCUGGUGGAGAGAUCAGCAACACCAACAAUUCUGCAAAGUGUUCACAGUGUCCGCCAGAGUUCUGGUCAAAUAAAAAUCACAGCAACUGUGUUCCAAAGGUGAUUGAGUUCCUGUCAUAUGGAGAGACUAUGGGGGCCCUCCUUACUGCCUUCUCAUUGUCUGGAGCAAGUUUAACCCUUGUGGUCUUGUGUGUGUUUCUCCGCUUUCGUCACACACCACUUGUCAAAGCCAGUAAUUCUGAGCUGAGUUUCCUGCUACUCUUCUCCUUGACUUUGUGUUUCCUUUGCUCUCUGGCUUUCAUCGGCCAACCCACUGAGUGGUCCUGCAUGCUUCGUCAUACAGCUUUUGGAAUAGCAUUUGCUCUGUGCAUCUCAUGUAUUCUUGCAAAAACUAUAACUGUAGUGAUGGCCUUUAAAGCUAAAAGACCAGCAAACACAGUCAUUCAGUGUUCAGCUCCACUUCAGAGAACAAGUGUUCUUGGCUGUACUUUAAUUCAAGUGUUGAUUUGUGUGAUAUGGUUAGCUUUUGCCCCACCAUAUCCUCACAAGAGUACAAUUUACGCUAAUGAAAGGAUUAUUCUAGAGUGUUUCUUAGGUUCACCUAUAGCGUUUUGGGUUGUGAUGACAUACAUAGGAUUUUUGGCUCUGCUGUGCUUUAUCUUUGCUUUUUUAGCUCGGAAGUUACCAGAUAAUUUUAAUGAAGCUAAAUUCAUUACCUUUAGCAUGCUGAUAUUUAGUGCUGUAUGGCUCACAUUUAUCCCAGCAUAUGUCAGCUCUCCUGGUAAGUUUACUGUAGCUGUAGAGAUAUUUGCAAUUCUAGCUUCAAGCUUUGGGUUGCUUUUUUGUAUUUUUGCACCAAAAUGUUAUAUUUUACUAAUGAAACCUGAGAGGAAUACUAAAAAAGGUUUGAUGGGCAGAAUUCAAUCAAAAACACAAUAA
Girardinichthys multiradiatus is the source of this 2568-nucleotide messenger RNA. Its product is annotated as extracellular calcium-sensing receptor-like. Lineage: Eukaryota; Metazoa; Chordata; Actinopteri; Cyprinodontiformes; Goodeidae. Gene Ontology annotation, cellular component: membrane. The record is from RefSeq and is a predicted model, not a curated record. The transcript has 6 exons. Gene Ontology annotation, molecular function: G protein-coupled receptor activity. Gene Ontology annotation, biological process: G protein-coupled receptor signaling pathway. Bases 1 to 2568 code for a protein of 855 amino acids.